UCAAAGUUGAAUUGCUUUUCAAUCAAGUCAUGCAUCCAACAACAGUACAGAAAUAUUCCUCCUUUACAAGGAUUCUGGGUAAUCCAAGAUGGAGAACGGAAAAAAUUGUGGCUGUGAGAGCUUUUUUUUGAGGUACUGUGAGACCAGAUUUAAGGAGAGACAGAAUCUGAAUAGCAAGUCCAUUGAUCUCCGAAAAACCAGAAAGAUUUAAACAAACACCCUCCACAAACAAAAGUCGUCAGCAACUUCAAAGGGAACGAGUGUUACAUCAGUUGCAUAGUCGCAGAUCAAUGGAGCAUAAUCAAAUUGAUCCAGGUCAACAAUUUUCCAGACUGAAAAUGAGACCACCCGAAACUGCAGAGCCUUCAUCAUCCAAACUAGAACCAAAGGAGGCUCAGAAUGAAAGUGAAAAACAAAGUGAAACUAGAGUAAGCCAUCAGAUGGACACAAACAGAGCCAAAGCAUCAUCAACAUUCCAAGACUACUCAGUCCAAGACUUGUCAACAGAACAGAUGAAAGGGGUGGAAUUGCGCGAGAGAUCAAGGCUGGAACAACUGCAGCUAGAGCAGCGAUUAAUGGAAGAGAAGAAUAAACGCAAGAAAGCUCUUCUCUCAAAGGCCGUUGCAGAAAGGUCAAAGCGAACCAUGGAAGAAACUGUGAAACUGAAGCAAAUCCAAAAGGAACUUCAGACCUUGGAUAGCUUGUUAUCAAAUGAUGUUAACAUCUUACGGAAUCGUAUUGAAAAGACCAGCUUGGAAUAUUAUCAGGCUAAAAAGAGGUAUGAUCAGGCAGAAGUGGAAUAUGUUGCAGCAAAACUAGAUCUGUACAAGAAGAAUGAAUUGAAGGAACAACUGACUGAGCAUCUGUGCACAAUAAUUCAACAGAAUGAAUUACGCAAAGCUAAUAAACUGGAGGAGCUGAUGCAGCAAUUGGAGAUGGAGACCGAUGAGGAACGGCUGGAACUGGAGAUUGAAGUGGACAGUUUAUUAAAGCAGCAGGCAAUGUUCCAGGGAACUGAUCAGGUUAAUACAAGUGAUGAGUCAGCACAGCAAGCUGUUCAAGCAGACCAACUGAAUCAUGUGGUUAAACAGGUUGAAGAAAAACAGAUCUCAGGUGAAAAGGUUUCAAAGGACCAAAAUAAAUCUCAGUCAGAGAACAUAAACCAUAGAAUAUCAGAGAAGAUUGCAAAUUGAGUGUGUAUAUUUGUGCUUCAGAAAUGGAUUGAGAUGAAAUUGAGUUUUGUUUUCACAAUAUAAAAUCAUUUGUGUUCCUAAACUUAAUCCAUAUUACCAAUUAUUUUUGGAAAAAAACCAAAUAUUUGAGGCUUUUGUAUUUUUCUUAUGGAGUAUUUAUGGCUCAGCCAGUAAUUAUUACCUAUCCCUAAUUAACCUUGAGAAGGUGUGGAGAGCUGCCCUCUUGAAGAGCUGCGGUCCAUGUGUCGGUACACCAGUACUGUCAGUAAAGGAGUUUCAGGAUUUUGACCCAACAACAAUGAAGGAAUAAUGAUGUAGUUCCCUGUCAGGAAGAUAUGUGGUUUGUAGGGAAAAUUGCAGAUGGUUUUCCCAUCUAUCUGUUGCCCUUGGCCUUCUAGGGGUGGUAAGUUCACAGGUUUCGAAGGUGCUGUCAAAGGGAUCUUCUGAAUUGUUGCAGUGCAUCUUGUAGGUGGUAUACAUUCCUGCUAUUUUGCAUUACAGUAGAUUUCUUUCUUUUGG
Messenger RNA from Chiloscyllium plagiosum (whitespotted bambooshark), 1712 nucleotides. The record is from RefSeq and is a predicted model, not a curated record. NCBI's taxonomy places the organism in Eukaryota, Metazoa, Chordata, Chondrichthyes, Orectolobiformes, Hemiscylliidae.